AUGCGUACACAGUUGCUCUUCAUUUCUGCACUCUCUACGGCUGCCGAGGCCCUCGUGCCUCGAGCGGCUGCAGCCGUAGAUGCUUCAACGAUCCAGGGCAAAUACAUGUUUGGAUACCAAGGCUGGUUCCGCUCUCCGGGCAAAGGACUUAACACACACUGGUCUACCAAUGGUGGAGUACCAGGGCCUGGAAAUGCCGUCUUUGACUUCUUCCCUGACACAAGUGCGUACCCUUCUGAGUGUCUUUUCGACACUCAGUUCAAGUAUGCGAAUGGAACGACUGCCAAAUUAUACGACAACACCUGUGCUGGAGUGGUAGAUCUGCAUUUUAAAUGGAUGCAGCAGUAUGGCAUUGAUGGCGUGUUCGUUCAGCGCUUUUAUGGCGCUUUGAGCGAUGCUACGUUUUUAACUGUCUUGGAUUUAGUUCAAGCUUCUGCUGAAAAGUACGGUCGCGUUUUCGCUGUCGAGUAUGACUUGAGCGGCGGCAACUCGUCACAAGCAAGUGUCACCAACAAGAUCAUUCCCGACUACGUUAACAACAUCAAAAAAUACACCCAGUCUCCGGCAUAUGUUCACCAAAACGGCAAGCCGGUUGUGAUGGCCUUUGGAUUCGGCGUUGCUGGCCGUGAUCUCAGUGCAUCAGACGCGUUCAACUUGGUCAGAGACUUACAGGCCGAGCCAGCCUAUGUUAUCCUGGGAACGGCCAACACCUGGGCUGCUGAUGUCCGUAAUAACAACGGCUUGGUAAACACCUACAAAUUGGCCGAUGCAAUCAGUCCCUGGACUAUCGGCGCCUAUACCGAUGCUGGAUAUCCGAGCUAUAACUUUCACUGGCAACAGAACGAUACCACGUUAACCAAUUCACUUGGUAAGGGCUAUGUACCCGUGGCAUGGCCCGGUACCUCAAACUACCACCUGUCCAACGAUCUCUCUCACCUUGACUAUUUCCCACGAGACAACGGAAGCUUUUACGAACUUCAGGUCAAUACUGUUAUGAAACAGAAGCCACUCUUUAUUUAUACUGCCAUGUUUGACGAAGUUAAUGAAGGUGAGAGAUUGAAUGCCUUGUGCUUUGUCAAAGAGACAUGA
Molecule: messenger RNA, 1089 nt
Organism: Trichoderma gamsii
Lineage: Eukaryota; Fungi; Ascomycota; Sordariomycetes; Hypocreales; Hypocreaceae
Exons: 4
Coding region: 1-1089 (362 amino acids)
Source: RefSeq, a predicted model, not a curated record